AUUACAAUGAGAUAGAAUAAAAUUGUAAUUAUAAUCACAAUUAUCAAAACACCUUCAUUGUAGUAGAGGUUAACUAUCACUCCGGGUUAUUGCGACGUCGUUUAGGCUUGGAUCUGACGAUCUAUGUGAUCUAAAACCCUAAGCAAGGAGGUCCCCAUUUUCGUCACCGGAGAGGGAGGAUUAAUGGCGGCGAUGUUAAUCGGAAGAGCUUUUAAGUCAGCGAGAAACUCUAAUCUUGCUAUUCGUGCUAGAUCCUUAUGUACGACAUCUGCCGCUCGUCAACCCGAUUCCGAUACUCAGCCAUCGGAAUCUUCGUCGUCGUUCACAUUCGAGAAGGAAAAUGAGAAACCCAUCUUAGUGAAAGCUCCGAACUCUCGCCGGAAAAACGAAUCGGAUUCAGUGACGAUGCCGACGUCUUUCAUGACUGGUUCGAUCGUAGGGAAGAGGUUUUACAAGAAAGUGACGACUAGAGAAGCUGAUGAUGGAAAUGGAUGGACUGUGAUGCUUGAUUAUAGAACCCUUAAAACCCCUUCGAAAAGACCUCUCAAGCUUCGUUCUUUGGCACUUGCUAAGGCCAUUGCUGCUGAGUGGGAGUAUCAGCUAACAGAAGGGAUCAGACCAUUCACAAUGCCGCUUAUGAGACUAGCAUGUACUGCACUUGAAAGAGUUCCUCUUACGCGUUCAAAGAUCAUAGAACAUUUAUCGAGAAAGAUACAUCAAGAUCUCGUCUUUUUCCGAGCACCUGAAGAUAAUGAUCUAACUAGUGACGUCCAUGAUAUUCAGGUAGAGAGUAUUGAUCCUCUACUUGAGUGGAUAGAGUCAGAGUUUCGGGUCAAACCGAAAGUGUAUUCUAGCAUCUUCGGGGGUAAACAAGACGACAAGCUAGUGAAAGCAGUAGAAGAACUGCUCAAGAAAACGAAUGAUGGUGAACUCGCAAGCAUUGAUGCACUCCAAGCAUCAGCUCACUCUAUAGUAAUCGCCCUCGGUAUCUUCUGUGGGAAACUCCAGAUCGAUGAUGCAAUCAAAUUGAUUAGACUUGAAGAAGAUUUACAGGUGGACAAAUGGGGACUAGUCGAAGGCGGGCAUGACAUUGAUGUUGCUGAUCUCAAAGUUCAGAUCUCAUCAGCUACAGUGUUUCUUGCUCUAUCCCGUGAAAACUGAUCAUUAGUCUCUCAUUUUCCUCAACACAUUAAAAAACAAGCUUAUCUGUUUGUAGAUUAGUUAUUUACUUUCCAAGUUGCAAGAGGUAUGUGUAAACAUUUUUCUCUCUUAUUCACCAAUAAAGCAAAACUCGAAAUCCAAAUGUUUGUAUUAAGGCAAAGCUGAAUGAGUGGAUGAUAAAAAAAGCAGAGUUUUAUUGCUUGUUGUAGGCAAAAAAAAUUCAUCAAGAUAUACCACAAAAUAAUCUAAUUCUGAUAGUUGUGACAGCAAUACAAGAAUGAAUCCAAAAUUGGAGUUUCUUGCAGAUUAUUAGAAUCAAAAAUCCAUUAGGUACUGCCUGAUUCAUUUGUUGUUCAACCAGAUUUCUGAAGCUGCUUGAUGUGUGUGAUCUGUUUCCCUGGGUUCAAUCCCUUUGGACAGGCACGAGCACAGUUCAGAAUUGUGUGGCAUCGAUACAGUUUGAACUCAUCGUCAAUGGCUUCAAGUCUUUCCUUAGUGUACUCA
Arabidopsis thaliana (thale cress) is the source of this 1665-nucleotide messenger RNA. Its product is annotated as ATP12 protein-like protein. Gene Ontology annotation, biological process: proton-transporting ATP synthase complex assembly. The coding region runs from base 184 to 1161 and encodes 325 amino acids. The record is from RefSeq and is marked reviewed. The transcript is spliced from 4 exons. Lineage: Eukaryota; Viridiplantae; Streptophyta; Magnoliopsida; Brassicales; Brassicaceae. Gene Ontology annotation, cellular component: mitochondrion.